AUGCGAGGCCUGCUGGGCAGCAGCUGGAGGAAGUUUGGGCAUGCCGGCAGGGGCACCUACGAGUGGCUGACGAGCGAACCCAGCCUACCUCUUCAGGAAACCCAGCUGCAGGUCUGUACCUAUGACUUCUGCCUUUUCUUCCCCAAGUACGUCAGGUUUAAACCAACAAUGCCUGGCACCCAGCAGAUCAGCUCCGCCAAAGACGACGUGGAGCCCUUCCUGUGCAUCCUGCUCCCCGCCACCAUCGUGCUGUUCCUGGCCUUCCUGCUGCUCUUCCUGUACCGCCUCUGCAGGGCGCCCCGGGCCCAGGGCCAGGUCUUCACCAUCGACCUGGCCGAGCACCCGCCCGCGGGCGAGGAGACGGACUUCCUGCCGGGCCUGCCCUGGAGCGGGGAGCAGGACUUCCCCUACUCGCCCCUGCCCGCGGAGGCGGCCCCCCUGUCCGCGUGUCUGCCCCCCUCCUACGAGGAGGCCACCAGGAGCCCGCCUGGGGAGGAGGCCCCCGGCCUGGGCCUUCCGGAGGAACAGGGGCCACCUGGGCUGCAUGAGCCCAUAUGA
Messenger RNA from Myotis lucifugus (little brown bat), 558 nucleotides. RefSeq names its product small integral membrane protein 28-like. The transcript has 2 exons. The record is from RefSeq and is a predicted model, not a curated record. The coding region runs from base 1 to 558 and encodes 185 amino acids. NCBI's taxonomy places the organism in Eukaryota, Metazoa, Chordata, Mammalia, Chiroptera, Vespertilionidae.